CUGACGAACAAACAGUUCUAUGCAGAAAAGCAUUUCUGAACAUACAACACGUCGAACAUCGAGGCGGAUGAGCUACAGCAGCAGAAAGCACUUACGGGUACCACUACUGUCAGCUAAGAACAGGAAACUGAGGCUGGAGUGGGCACAGGCUCACCAAAACUGGUUGGAAAAACUUUGCCUGGUCUGACAAAUCUGGAUUUCUGUUGAGGUGCACAAAUGACAUGACGGAAACGAUAAAAGACAAUCAAGAAUCAAAAGAAGUGAAAGAGGAAAGUAAUGAAUUGGAAGAGGAACAACAGAAUGAGACUCCCCAUCAUCUCAUUACUGGAGAAACAUCUUUUAGUAGCUCACAGACUGAGAAGAAUUCCUCACAAAAUGAAACUCAAGUCAAAAAUCCUUUCACAUGCCAUCAGUGUGGAAAGAGUUUCAUACGGAAAGUAAGUCUUAAGAGACACAUAAAAAUUCACACCGGAGAGAAACCUUUCACCUGCCCUCAGUGUGAAAAGAGUUUCAUACGGAAAGAACGUCUUAAGGAUCACAUUAGAUGUCACAUUGGACAAAAGCCUUUCGCUUGCCUUCAGUGUGGAAAGAGUUUUACACAAAAACGAGACCUUAAUGUACACAUGAGAAUUCACACCGGAGAGAAGCCUUACACUUGCCAUCAGUGUGGAAAGAGUUUCAAUAAUAGAGGACACAUUUAUGUGCACUUGAAAAGCCACUCGGGAGAAAAGCCUUUUGCAUGUUCUCAGUGUGAGAAGAGGUUUCUGCUUAAAGGAUCCCUUGAAGUUCACAUGAAAAUUCACACUGGAGAGAAGCCUUACACAUGCCAUCAAUGUGGAAAGAGUUUCAAUCGGCCACACAACCUAAAACGACAUGAGAGCGUGCAUACUGGAGAGAAGCCAUACCACUGCUCUUCAUGUGGGAAAAGUUUCAAACAAUCAAGAUCUUUAAGAAAUCAUAGUAAAAGGCAUUGCCAAGAGUAGUUGUAGUGAGCAAACUGUAGGUAAUGAAAUUUCAUUGUAAUGAAUUUCAGAGAAACUCAAAUGAUAGAAUUGCUCUUUUGAAAGUAAUUAUUUCAUAAAGGCUCGUUUGCUGCAUUGUAUUACUGAUAGUGACGUAUCAGCUGUCUUUCUAUGUAAGGGGUACUAGGAUGUAGAGCUGGGCUUUAUAGCAAAAACUAAUUAAAUUGUUCUGCAUAUAUUCAGAAUUCAAAAUAUUCCAUCUCUUUUUCAAAAGUAAUGAUCAUCCACAUCCCAUCAAUUGAAUGAUUCUGAUUAAUUCUGAAUGAGGAUCAGCUGUUUUGUUUGGAUUUACUUGGCAUCCUUUUUGUUGCAUCCGAUUGCUGUAGUGUUUUUAAUUUGGUAUCAACGAUCAAGUUUAUAUAAUAUAGAAACUGCGGUGUAUUUCAGAAAGCAGAGUUAACCCACUCUGACAUAAACCCUGAACUCUUAGUUGUUUGAACCAAGCAUUGCUUACUCAUAGUUAUUGAUUCCAGACAACCAGUUCUGGGUUAAUUCACUUAACCCUUAGAUUGAAACUCCGUCUAUGCAUGUUCAGUGAUCUCAGAAGGGCAUUCUCAGCAGAGUGCAAAAUUCACUAUUCAAGAGUCACUAUGGAAACAAGCUAAGAAUAAGGCAUGCCAUAUUUCAGUGAUGCAGAACAAGAAGUUAUCUUGACUACGAAAGAAACAUUAUAAAGUUGUCUUUACUCGUACUAGCAAUAGGAGCUGCAUUGGUUUAAGACUGAGAGUUUGCUUAAGAGUUUUUACAUUCCUAAAACUACAAAGUUUUUAAUAAAACCUAACUUACACAAGAAACCAUCUCGCAUGCAUUAUUGUUUAAUACAUUGUGCACUGUAUGUACUUUUCUUUUUUAAUACAAUUUGAUGUACCCAGUUCAACAGCCUCUUUCCCACAGUUGCUGAUGGUGUCAUUCUAUUAACCCUCUUUCAGUUGUAGGAUCCCAUUCAGUUGUCGUAAGUUUCCAUACAUUUAAUGGCAUGUUUUUCAGUAGGCCACACAUGAUUAUUGAUGUUAAUUUUAAGAUGAAGAUCUGUUGAAAUAGAGGUGGAGAAUGAUGGAGUCCAACAAAGUUAUAUGUCCUUUUACGUCCUUGUCUUAUUUGGUCUGACAUUAAAACUAGCUUGUUGUCUUUGCCCAGCCAUGGCCUUUUAGGGGACUUCUCAUUUAUGACCAUUUACCUCCAACUUGGAACUGAAUUAUAUGAUGUAGUUUUCAUUUAGGAUUAUGUGUCCAAGACUUGAGUUGAAUUGACGGGGAAUGCCAUCCCUUGUGUAGAAAAAAAAAAAAAAGAUCAAAUAGCUAAGACCAUCCCGCUUGUAAAACUGCCCUC
Molecule: messenger RNA, 2351 nt
Organism: Xyrauchen texanus (razorback sucker)
Lineage: Eukaryota; Metazoa; Chordata; Actinopteri; Cypriniformes; Catostomidae
Product: gastrula zinc finger protein XlCGF49.1-like
Exons: 3
Coding region: 222-983 (253 amino acids)
Biological process (GO): regulation of transcription by RNA polymerase II
Cellular component (GO): nucleus
Molecular function (GO): DNA-binding transcription factor activity, RNA polymerase II-specific; RNA polymerase II cis-regulatory region sequence-specific DNA binding
Source: RefSeq, a predicted model, not a curated record